This is a messenger RNA of Bufo bufo (common toad), 1954 nucleotides long. It is a transcript of the gene MBLAC2, whose product is annotated as metallo-beta-lactamase domain containing 2. The transcript has 2 exons. NCBI's taxonomy places the organism in Eukaryota, Metazoa, Chordata, Amphibia, Anura, Bufonidae. The record is from RefSeq and is a predicted model, not a curated record. The coding region runs from base 54 to 890 and encodes 278 amino acids.
UGCCCGAGGUGCUGACUGCAACAGGCGCCGUGCGCCCGGGAGAGGGUCCCGCCAUGGCCGCGCUGGAGUGGUACGCACACAAGGCCCUGGGAGACGGCGUCUUCUGGAUACAGGAGCGCUUCUAUGAGUCGGGGAACCGGGCGAACAUCUGGCUGGUGCACGGCUCCCACCAGGACCUGGUUAUAGACACGGGACUCGGGCUGCGCAGCCUGCCGGACUAUCUGUGCGCGGCCGGGCUGCUCCCGCACGGCAAGCAGGGGGGGUCCGGGCGCCGGCCGCUCAUGGCUGUGGCCACGCACGUUCACUUCGAUCACGCCGGUGGCCUGCACCAGUUCGAGCAGGUGGCGGUGCACCGGGACGAGGCGGACGCGCUCAUCCGGGGAGACAACUUCGAGACCGUGACCUGGUUGUCAGACAGCGAAGUGGUGAAGCCCCCGAGCCCGGGCUGGAGCGCCAGUCAGUUCAAGGUGCAGGCGGUGACCCCCAGCCACAUCCUGGAGGACGGUGACAUCAUCAGUCUUGGUGACAGACAGCUGACAGUGAUGCAUAUGCCGGGACACUCCAGAGGCAGUAUCUGCUUACAUGAUAGAGAUCGCAAGAUCCUGUUCAGUGGGGAUGUCGCCUAUGAUGGAUCGAUGAUAGACUGGCUUCCUUACAGUAAUAUCCCUGAGUAUGUCCGAUCCUGUGAACGUCUCAAGGGUUUGGUGGACCGAGGUCUGGUAGACAAGGUGCUCCCUGGGCAUUUCAACACGUUUGGGGCAGAAAGACUUUAUCGUUUGGCUUCCACAUAUAUAGCAAAUGCUGGAGUUUGCCACAAAAUGUCCACCUAUGCAGUGCGCUCCUUUGCUGGAUUAGCCCUCCGGGUAACAAAUUCUCGGAGAACAACUUAGAGAACCUCGGCAACGCCAACGAAGAACGAAACACGGAGAACUUCUAUGCAAACAUCUAAAACCAAACAAGUUCACAAGGUGUUCAGUGUGUAGAUCCCUUCAGUAUCUCCCAUAUGAGCUUGUAUUAUCGACAUGUUCUGCCCAUGAAUCUAGGUAUAGAUUGAUGGACAAAAUGAGGUGGAAAAUGUAUUUUUUAUAAUGUUAUGCAAGCUCAUAGGAUUCGCUGAAUAUUAAGUGAAUGUGAUACAAGUAUAAGACAAGAAAUUUUUUGAAAAUUUCUUGAACUUUAAAAAUGGUGUGAAGUAGGUACAGACUGGAGUAGAAUGAAUUUAGUCACUUUGCCUGAGAGUGAUCCAGCGUCGGUCCACCUUUGGAUGGAAAAAAAGCCACUUCAGGGUUGUGCACACGUUGCCGAUUAUGUGCAUUUUUGUGUGUGUGUAUUUUCAUGUCGAAAAAACUGCAGUGUAAGGCCUCAUGCACACAGCCGUUGCCCGGCCGUGGGUCCACAAUCCGGAACGAAGGCAUAGAUCCCCACGGAAGCUUCCGUGGGGUUUCUGCCCAUGCACUACUUUUUUGUGGUGCGGAUCGCGGAACCCCAUUCAAGUGAAUGGGUUCGCAAACUUGCGGUCCGCAGCACAGCCCCGGCCGGCAUGAGGCCUAAUACAGUACCAGCAAAGUGAAUGAGAUUUGACGAAUUUCAUGUAUGCUUUGCCUAUUGUGUCCGUGCAAAAAAAAAUGGAUCUGCCGUGCAGAUUUUGAAAUCGACACCAUGCCAUUUGCUUCUGCAGAUUUUUGGUGUGGAUUUCAUCCUCUGCACUGCAAAGGGUGAGAUCGGUGCAGAACAAAAUCUGCAGUAACAAAUGUGGAUUUUGGUGCGGAUUUGUGCAGAAAAACAGAGAAAUCAGCACAAAAAUCCCUGGGGAAAUUCUGUUUGUUAAACCGCCCCCCCCUGUGCAGGUAACCUUAGGCCUCUUUCACACGAGCGUCGCGGCUGAUUGCCGGAUGCAUUCAGGGUGCAUUGCGGGAAACCCGUGCGAGUAGGCACGCAAGUUCAGUCAGUUUUU